Molecule: messenger RNA, 3071 nt
Organism: Sinocyclocheilus rhinocerous
Lineage: Eukaryota; Metazoa; Chordata; Actinopteri; Cypriniformes; Cyprinidae
Product: RUN domain-containing protein 3B
Exons: 11
Coding region: 88-1440 (450 amino acids)
Source: RefSeq, a predicted model, not a curated record
UGAGAGUCAGUCAAAGCACUGAUCCAAAGCAUCAGAAGAGAAAAAGACGUGAGGAAAUAAACAGUUGUGCAUCAGAAAGAGACUAUCAUGGCAUCGUUAAAUCUCGGGUUCAACGGGGCUCGUAAAAAAGCUGUAGCGCGUAUCAGAGCCGUAGAGAGGAGGAAUCUGAUCACCGUUUGCAGGUUCUCAGUGAAGACCCUCAUUGAUCGCUCAUGUUUUGAGACGAUAGACGACACAUCUGCUGAGUUCAUCAACUUUGUCUCCAUUCUAGAACAUAUUCUCAGCCAUAGACUGAAAGGUCAGGUCAGCUGGUUUGGCUACGAGAGCCCGCGCAGUUUCUGGGAUUACAUACGUGUGGCGUGUAGUAAAGUCCCGCACAGCUGCAUCCAUAGCAUCGAGAACAUGGAGAACGUCCGCAGCUCUAGAGCAAAGGGUCGUGCCUGGAUGAGAGUGGCGUUAAUGGAGAAGCGUUUGUCUGAAUACAUCUCUGCAGCUCUGAGAGACUUCAAAACUACAAGGAGGUUUUAUGAGGAGGGGGCUGUAGUUCUGGGUGAGGAGGCGGGGCUUCUGGCAGAUACACUGAUUGGACUGAAUGCCAUUGACUUCAGUUUCUGUCUGAAAGGGGAGGGGCUUGAUGAGAGCUGUCCUGUCGUCAUUGACUACACACCAUACCUUAAAUUCACACAAACUUCUGACAGCAUCAGCAGUGAUGAGGAGGAAAUGAGAACGAUGGGCAGCAGCGGCAGUGAAGCAGGCACUCCUGAAUCCCACAUGGCCGCCAGUCUGAUGGCCGAUCCGAGCACCUGGUACAGCAAGAGCAAAAGACUAGAGCAGAAAUACAGAGUCGUGCUGGAACAGAAGGGUUAUCUGGAGGAGCUGGUGCGUCUGAGGGAAGUUCAGCUCUCUGAGUCUGUCUCUCAGAAUAAAUCUCUACUGCAGCGGCUCACAGACACCGAAAUCAGCCACAAACUGGAGAAAGAGCAGCUGGAGAUCAUCAUACUGGAGCUGCAGGAUCAGCUGACUGUGAUGAAGAACUAUGACCUUCGCUCCAGACAGGAGCUUACCUCGCACCUGACAAACCAAUGGCCCUCACCUGCUGCCUUGGAUACCAAUGCAGUUGCCUUGGAUACGCUCCUGUACAGGAAAUGCACAGGACCAUGGGAAGAGAAAAGCUUCCAGAGUUUGGAGCAGCUUUCUGCAGAUACGAGUCUCUCUCAGAUGUCUCUGGAUCCAGCACAACUGAACACACACAGUCUGGAGAGCAAGGCAGGACUUACACACUGGCACAGAGAAGGGAAAGAGGAUACUCCGUCUCUGAGGGGUUUGUGUGGUUCCUUAACCUCAAUGGCCAGUUACAAAUCUCUAGCCAGUCUGAAGUCCAGCGAGUAUCUGGCCAGUCCAACAACAGACAUGACCAGCCCAGGACUGACUCCAUCCUGAGAGACAAGUAUGGACAUACUGUAUAAAUGCAUACACAAACACACCAGCCUGCUUGAGAUGGUGUGGGCUUCAAAUUGAAGUGAAGAAAGAAAAGCUACCUAUCGGUAUCAUCCUCAGAGCUUCUAAGAGACAUUUCAGCUAGACAAGAUGAAACCCCAGUGCUAUCCCGACUGGUUUUAGUUUAAUUUGAAGUGCAAAUCUGAAGUCCAUAGCUAGUGUAAGCAUUAGCAUUAGUGAAUAUUGAGCAUAAUGUAUCACGAUGAAUGACAGUCUUGACUCAGGACAUCAGUGAAUUUCAGUUGUUUGUGAAAUUUUGUUUAUCUACCCAGUUCAAAUGUUUGCUGUUUUUGGAAAGUCUAUAGAUAAAGGUUUUCAUGGUGUUUUAUUUUUGCUUCUGCUCAUAAAAUUUGUCCUGUGUGGAAUUAUACUGAAUUAUUAAUAAACUUUGAUUUAACUUCAGUGCCCCAUCGAAACUUAUAGUUUAUAAAAAAAACAAAAACAGCAUAGCACAUCACAGCUAUACUAGCACAGCUAUGUAGGAAAUAUUUUUAUAUAUUUAAUUUAAUAUUUUAUUUUAAGAAAAAAUUCUAGUUGCAAGCCUCCUCUUAAAUCCACAUUUCAUUGUAAAUUAUAUCAAUUAUUGUGAUUAAUCUGGCCCCUCUCUACACAUUUUGGUCCCCUUUAAUAAAAACUAGAAUCAGCAUGCCAAGUAAAAUACAUUUUAAACUAUUUUUUAACACCGCUUUCAAAAUAUUAACAUGAACAUAUAGCUGUGUUAUUCAGUAAGAAAAAUAUUUAGGACGUUAAUCUAAUUGUAUCCAUCAGAAAUUGUUUGGAUUGUGAGAAAUGAGUGAUCUGUAUCAAAAUGGAAAAGCUGGAGCCCUAAUAUUGUUGAAUUGUCCAAUUAGGACAGAAUUGUGAACAACAAACAUUGCUUUGUUCAUUUGCCAUCAUUUGUCUUUUUAGGGAGUAAGAGGAAUGUGAUUUCAGAAAAUUCUCUGGUGUGCUGAAUGUGGAUGUGUAUACAUUUAUUUCUCGUCUCUGGCUUUUAACUGAAGUGUUUGAGAUUCACUCUGUCCUCUUAUGUGGAGAGGUUUUACAUAUUUAUGAGUUCUGUCAUUUACAUAAUCAUACUGCACUCAAACAUCGGUUUUGCAUUUUUUCCCACCGUCACUCACAGAUAGUGGCUAAUGUGCACUGGUGUAAAGCAUUGCCAUGCAUUUAUAUAAUUAAUAAGAAUAAUAUGGAUGAUAAAUAAUAUGAUGCAUAAUGGACUGGAACAAGAAUGUAUUCAGAAUCUAAAGCAAAGAUCUUUAACUUCACCUGUAAACAUCUGAACUAGUGUUGUCAAUUUAAUGGGAUUAAUUAUUAAAAAAAAAAAGUAAGAAAAACAAUAUUCAAGUUAAUCAUUUCCUCUAAUUUGUACGUAAAUGUUGUCAUUUUCCUACCUCCAGAGCAAAUCAAGAUUAAAGUACCACUUUGUUUUUGACUGUAUAAUGAGGCUGUGGACUAUAGGCCAGUGGUGUUCAAUGAGACGGACAUAAAUUAUAUAUUGACUUCAAAGCCAAUAUAUAUAUAUACAGUAUAUUUUAAUGUCCAUUCCAUGCUUUUCUCAUCUGCUGCAGUUAUCA